CAAGCAGAGCGGAGCGCGGGAGAGCGGACGGGAGAGCUCUGCAGAGGGCUUGGCGCGGGUCGGCGGGCGCCGCUCAGCCCCCGAGUCCCCAACCCCGCACAACACAGACUCGGCCCCGCCCUGCGCCAGCUCUGCCCAGCCGAGGACUCCCAGCACCAGCAUGGACUGCUGCACCGAGAGCGCCUGCUCCAAGCCCGACGACGACAUUCUAGACAUCCCGCUGGACGAUCCUGGUGCCAAUGCUGCCGCUGCCAAAAUCCAGGCGAGUUUCCGGGGCCACAUGGCGAGGAAGAAGAUCAAAAGCGGAGAGCGUGGCCGGAAGGGCCCGGGCCCCGGGGGGCCUGGCGGAGCUGGGGGCGCCCGGGGAGGCGCGGGCGGCUGCCCCAGCGGAGACUAGGCCAGCACUGAGCAUAUUCUAAGUUCCCGAGGAGAGAUGGAUGCCGCGUCCCCUUCGCAAUGACGAGACUUCCCUGCCGUGUUUGUGACCCUCUCCUUCCCACCAACCUGCCAGCUUCAGGAGCCUCCCUGCGUCCCCAGAGACCUGUCCCAGGCAAGCUCCGUCGAGGAGUCGCUAAGUCUGUGCCCUUUUAGUUAGUUCAUUCUAGUAUGGUCCCGGUUCGCCCUUCCUCCUUACCCGAGCACCAAACCUCGCGCUCCCCAAUCGUCAUUCUUUGCUUCUCGCCCCUCUCCCCGCACCAGCAUGCAACUCUGCCUCCGCAGCCUCCCGACGCUCCCAUGUGUGCACCGCGGAGGGCGCCCUAGCCUCUGCGUUGCCGGACGACACCCACUUAAAAAAAAAAAAAUCCUUUCUUUGCGUGCACAGCUAAAGCGGGGGGCGGGGCGGGGGCCUUCGUCUCAGUGCUGUUUCCGCCCCCGCCCCUCCCCAGAACUUUGGAUUUGGGGCAGAGAGAAGAGAAGGUUUUUAUGGUAUCGGAUACCCCUCGCUCUGAUGAGAAGGGAAAUCCCUAUUUCACAACCCACCCCCACGCCUGCGCGUAAACCGCCCUUCCCUCGCCCCAACGUACCCGGAGAGCCACCCCCACCCCCAGCUCUCCUGUUAUGCAAAUACAGAGCUCCCGGGAGGCUCGGUGGGAGGAGUCUGCCGUGGCCCAACCCCCGCCCUGCUGGCCCAAUCCCGCCGGGCUCCUGGGGCUGUGGCCGGAAGGUUUUUUAUCUCCGUAUGUGCAUGUGACUGUGCUGGGUUGGAAUGUGAACAAUAAAGAGGAAUGUCCAAGUGUU
This is a messenger RNA of Pteropus alecto (black flying fox), 1239 nucleotides long. RefSeq names its product neurogranin (gene NRGN). Gene Ontology annotation, molecular function: calmodulin binding. The transcript is spliced from 4 exons. The coding region runs from base 161 to 397 and encodes 78 amino acids. The record is from RefSeq and is a predicted model, not a curated record. Lineage: Eukaryota; Metazoa; Chordata; Mammalia; Chiroptera; Pteropodidae.